GCGCCAUCGAUGCUCGCGAGUUCACUUACGAUGCCGUAUUCCCACCAAAUGCCUGGCAGUCGGAUGUCUUCUGCCAGGCUGGGCUUCCGAUCCUACGCGAGUGCCUCAGAGGCUACAAUGGCACGAUCCUGGCCUACGGACAGACGGGCAGCGGCAAAACGUACACGCUCUUGGACGACUCGGGGCUUCUUCCCCGCCUUACUUCGGCACUCUUUGAAGCGAUAGCAGCGGACACUGGCUCCUUGUAUGAGGUGGACAUUAGCGUCGUGCAGAUCUACAAUGAUCAGGCAGACGACCUUUUAGACGAUUCCAGACAGAACCUCUCAGUUCAGAGCACUGGCACCACUGCGCUGACUUGGCAGAGGUGCCUCACGCCCCUUGAUCUCACAGAUCUUGUGCAUCGAGCACGUCAGAAUCUGGUUUAUGCCGAAACGCAGAUGAACAAGGCCUCCAGCCGGAGCCAUGCGAUCUUCCAGCUGAGGAUCCGUCGACGAGUUUCCUCGGAAGAUGGUGUGACAGGCACGUGCUCUCUCCUGCGGGUGGUGGACCUGGCCGGCUCUGAGAGGACGAAGAAGAGCAAGGUGGAGGGCCUUCGUCUCAAGGAGACGAAUGCCAUCAAUAGGAGCCUGCUGGCCUUGGGGAAUGUCGUGAAUGCUUUGGCUUUCCGGAAGCAGCAUGUCCCGAUCCGGGACAGCAAGCUCACGCUGAUGUUGUCCGAUUCCUUGGGGGGCAACUGCAAGACUGCAAUGCUCGUUUGUGUGGGCCCCUGUGCAUCGCAUGCAGCUGAGACGCUGAGCAGCUUGGAGUUUGCCUCCAGGGCAAUGCACAUCGAAGUCCACGCGUGCGUCAACGUCUUGCCCUGUGCAGCCGCCGAGCCCUGGGUGGAGGGAUAUGUGCAAGGCCUCUCCGAACAGGCCGAAGGCUUCCGCCUGGCUGCUGCUCGGGGGGCCGAAAGAGCCGCGCAGGCGGAGGAGGCACUCGUGGACGCUGAGCGCCGUCGAAGCGAUGCGGAGCUGAGGCUGGCAGCACUGGAGGAAGCCGCCGCGCUUUGGGAGGCACGUGCGCUGGACGCCGAAGCAGCAGUGGCAGCUGAGCGGCGACGCGCUGGAGACGAGGCUGCAGCAUGCGAGGCCCAGCGACAGCGAGAGAGGCAUUUGGCCGCCGAAGCCUUGGAACGAGAGAGACGCCACUCAGGCCGAUUGAGUGAUGCAGUUGCCUGCCUGGAAGAGCAGCUGGCUGAUCGGUCCAAGGUGAUGGCCGAGUGUAUGGCCCAAGCAGAGGAGCUUUCCGACCGAGCGCGUGCACUGGAGGUGAAGGCACAAGAGCAAAGCGCGAUGUCGGAGGAGCUGCAGCUGCAGUUGAACCGCAAGGAGCAGGCAUUGGCCACGGACGGGACGUCCUUCGCGUCGAUCAUCCGAUCUGCUUCCGCCAAGGAGGUUGCAGCCCAGAAGCUCCUCGCCGAUGCUGAGCGCCGCAGCGAGGAGCUGGCGCGCAAGGAAGGAGCACCGGCAUGCAGCUGCAGUCGUCGUUUUCGCGAUGUGCAGAGAACUGCAGAGUGCUUCGAAUCGGAGCGCCUACACCUGGUUGAGGAGUGCAGGCAAGAAGUGGAGCGUCAGAAGUCUGAGCUCCGGGCGCGCCUCCAGCUUCGCGAAGAUCGCGUGAACAGCCAUCUGGCUGACUGCAACCGACGCGCCGAGGUGGAGCUGGAGCGACGCCUAUCACUUCUGGCCUCGCGCGAGGCCAGUGCUGCCGAGGCGCUGAGGCAGAAGCAGCAGAUCCAAGACCAGGCCAAGACUAUUGAAGACUUGCAGCACCAGCUGGAACGCCAGAAGGAGCGCCUCUGGCGAGCGUCCAGCGAGCCUCAGAUCCGAUACUCGACCCGCAAGUCCGUGGCCGGAGAGACUCGGCGACCACAGCAGGUCCCUUUUGUUUCGAGGCAUGAGCCCGGCCCUCAUAGCAAAGCAUCGAGAUCGAGGAACAUGGCCACGCUGACGCUGCUCCUGCCUGCCCGCACUCCCUCCACAGGAACCUCCACUCCGGCGGCAUCGUGCUGCAGCGGUGCAUCCUCCAAGCCUUCCAUCUCCAGCAAGUCCUGA
This is a messenger RNA of Symbiodinium sp. CCMP2456, 2096 nucleotides long. NCBI's taxonomy places the organism in Eukaryota, Dinophyceae, Suessiales, Symbiodiniaceae. The record is from the annotation of a GenBank genome assembly.